AUGCAGCCUGUACCACGAUCAGAUUCAAUUGGUGCAAACCGGAAGCAAAGAAGAGCUGCUAUCGCGCAGAGCAAGAUCAAAUGCUCUGGCGAUGAGCCAUGUGCCAAUUGCCGAAGACGAUCUCUGACUUGCCAGUUUUCAGAGGGAAAUAACAAGAUUUUGGUUUCCGAAAGUACUUGGCUAAGCGCGGCUGGGACCUAUGGCAGAUAUCUUCGAGACUUGCAAAAACAGGCAUAUAACUGGCAGCGAGCGACCGGUGUUAAGCGUCCCCGAGAGGAUUGCUUUCGCUUUGAUGAUGACCUCGACGUGGGGCAUAUUGUGAAUGAUUUCGGAGCCACGGCAGAGCUUCUGGGCUCGGGGUCUGGAGGAUCUCCUAGUUCGCCUGCAGCUGAUUUAUCGUGCACUAUCUGGGCCAGUCCGUUCACCCUUCCAACGACCGUCAUCAAAGACACACAUCAAGAGCAAAGAAACUGGAUUUGGCUGGCUCCAUCCUCGGCAUGGUCCCUCACAGCUCGACUUAUUGUCAUGAUGACAGAAAAACUGGAGGUCGAUUCUACUCAAGAUACGCCUCGCUUUUACCUGGAUGGGGACAUCUAUCCAUUCGCAUGGAACCGCGUCACAAGUUCUGACCCUAUCGACACCAGCGGCUUGCCUUCCCUGGAUUACACCCUUCAUUUGUUCCAAAUCGUUCAAUUCCACCUCGGCCAGGCGUACAGAUUCUUCGAUCAUGAUUCAUUCAUUGCUCGUAUUCGUCAAUUCUACAACAGCCCUUCGGACGGAAAGGCUGCCGAACCUCGCUUCUGGUUCGUCCAGUUUCUCAUGGUUCUAGCCCUUGGUAAUGCUUUUCUUUCAAGGCCGCGCAAUCAGAAAGACCCUCCUGGCGCAAAAUUCUUCGUCCGCGCUAUGUCAGCUAUGCCGAACUACACGAGUACCGGCAAGGAUAGUCUUCUAGCGAUCGAGGCACUAGCAUUAGUAGGACUGUACUUGUAUGCUAUCGACCAUAGAGAAGCAGCUCAUGUUCACGUUGGUCAUGCGAUACGAAUUGCGCAGCUGGAAGGGAUGCAUACUCAACUUCCCGAAGAAGUUCUUGGUGCUGCUACAGUUGCCCGCUGUCGCAAUCUGUGGUGGUCUUUGUACACCAUGGAUCGUCACUUUUCGCCAUCACUGGGACUUCCAAUGACAACAAAAGACAGUGAAAUUACGACUUUGAUCAGCUCACCAAGUUCCAGUCCACAAGACCUUGCAUUCAGUCUUCAAGUGAGGAUCACGCGAAUGCAUUCUUUCAUCAUUAGUACUAUCUACAAAACUGAGAAGACUCCGCUUGGUACAUUUCUCGAAAUAACUCGCAAUAUUCUAGAGACUAUGGCUAGGUACGCAGAGGAGAUCGAGAAGAUGAUUCAUGUCAGCUUUCAGGGUUCCAUUGACAAUGUAAGCAAAGCCCCUUCUUUUACUUCAAUGGAUCAUUUGAUUGACUUUGUCCAGUGUGUCAUAGUUGCCACCAGGCCACUACUACUGUCCGUCCUCAAGGAGCGGCUGGAAAAGCUUGGUCGGGCAGAAGAGGACUGGCAAAAGUUCCUGGCUCUCCCCAUAUCUCUGAUAUCCAUUGGCAUCAAAUCUGCCGAAAAAACUCUUCGGAUAAUUGGCGAUGAGAAUGGCCUUCUUGAAACAUUCCUGCCCUUUGAUCUUGAAUUGACCUAUGCAGCUGCUCUGCAUUUAACGAUGGCCAAUGCACUCUUUCCUCCCAAUACGAAUACGGACAGCAGGUCUUAUAGUCAGGUUGCACAUUCAAUCCUGGACGAAAUGGUUCUGUCCGGGAAUCGGGUUGCCGAAGCACGAAAGCGAGAGUUGAUUAGUAUCGAGGGUUUAUUCAAAGAGCUCGCCAGGCGAGUCGAGCAGGAAGGUCUUCGAAUCUUGACAUUAGCCGAUCAAGGACUCACAGAUCUUGCACCCUUGAAUAUUCCAAACGAGUCUCGAUCAGAUGCCACUAUUACAGAGCCAGUGACGGCUUUCCAGUCUUUGGGACGAGACGACCGGCCGUCCUCGGCAGGUUCACUUGCGCCUGCCAACAUUGAGUUCCUUGAUAGUAUUGGAAUCUCGUCCAAUGAGUUCCUUUCUAUUGUCGAUCAAAUCAACAAUCCAGGGAUGCCGUAUGGCGCCUUGGAGGUCCGGCCAGAUUGGCUGUUGGGCGAAGACCCGCCUUCAUAUUCGUUUGACUGA
Messenger RNA from Penicillium daleae, 2217 nucleotides. RefSeq names its product Zn(II)2Cys6 transcription factor. NCBI's taxonomy places the organism in Eukaryota, Fungi, Ascomycota, Eurotiomycetes, Eurotiales, Aspergillaceae. Gene Ontology annotation, biological process: DNA-templated transcription; positive regulation of transcription by RNA polymerase II. Gene Ontology annotation, molecular function: zinc ion binding; sequence-specific DNA binding; DNA-binding transcription factor activity, RNA polymerase II-specific. The record is from RefSeq and is a predicted model, not a curated record. Bases 1 to 2217 code for a protein of 738 amino acids. The transcript is spliced from 8 exons. Gene Ontology annotation, cellular component: nucleus.